GGAGUGAUUGCAACGUAUCUGGGCAGCUCCAACACUUGUUUUCAUUUUUUUCUGAGGCAUUAAGCUGCAAUUGUUUUGUAUGCAGCUGUAAGGACCUGGCAGUCGGUUCCUCACUUUGAAGUGCGCUGCUCCAGCCUGUCGGCUCAGUUGGUGUUGGAGUCGCCUACAGGAGAGAUCUACCGUGCGGCAUGGCAGCCUGAAACCAUAGGGAGGAGAAAAGGAGGAGGGAGAAAAGCGGUAUUUUUUUCCUCUGGAGUGCAUUUUUCUCUCCGUAAACCGACUCAAACCUGAACGGACUGUAUGUGUGCGCGUCGCGGAGACGAGUACUGUGGAUUAUACGCGUUUUUUGUGGAUAAAAAACAACAACUGGAGUUUAAUUUGAGGAGAGAACUCGUGGAUCGAUGAGAGAAGACGGGCAGCCAGAGAGAAGCUCCCCCGCUGACAUAAGAGAGUGAGGAGAUUACAGUAGAAGCUCAGAGGAGGCGAACAGCACACUCUCUCCUGCUGCCUCCACAGCCAUGAGCCGGGCGCUUAUGGCCCAUAUCGCCAGCAGUUUCCGAGAAGAUGCUCCUCGACCCCCGGUGCCGGGGGAGGAGGGCGAGGCGCCCUGCUACCCCGGCAAACUCGCGAUGAUGAGACCCGUGGAACCCCCCAAAUCGUUUUUUCUCGGCUCUCCGGGAUCUUCCGCACGGAGGAACGAGGACGGUCUAGGGGAGCCAGAGGGAAGUGCCUCCCCGGAUUCACCGCUUUCUCGGUGGACAAAGUCUUUGCACUCACUCCUCGGGGACCAGGACGGUGCGCUUCUUUUUAGGACAUUCCUGGAGCGAGAGAAAUGUGUCGAUACUUUAGACUUUUGGUUCGCCUGCAAUGGAUUCAGGCAAAUGGACCUCAAGGAUACCAAAACGCAGAGAGUCGCCAAAGCUAUUUACAAGCGCUACAUCGAAAACAACAGCAUUGUCGCCAAACAGCUCAAGCCCGCGACUAAGACCUUCAUACGGGAUAAUAUCAAGAAGCUACACAUAGACUCUGCGAUGUUCGACCAGGCGCAGACGGAGAUCCAAACCAACAUGGAGGAGAAUGCGUACCAGAUGUUUCUAACCUCUGACAUUUACCUCGAGUACGUGAGGACUGGGGGAGAAAACCCGAAUCACGUCAGCUCGAACGGGCUGGGUGACCUGAAAGUUGUUUGUGGAUACCUGCCCACGCUCAAUGAAGAGGAGGAGUGGAGUUGUGAUUUCAAAGCCAAAGCUCUCGUUGGACUGUCAGCAAAGUCGCAAAGGUCCAGUGUGUCCAUGAGGGCGGUGGAGGUGAUGGAGAGACCAUACAAGAGAGGAGACCCGAUCAACCCCUGCCAUGCCGGCUCUUUCGCCCCCGUCAGCAGCACCAACGACAGCGAGGUGUCCAGCGACGCCUUGACGGACGACGCCAUGUCCGUGACCGACAGUAGUGUGUAA
This is a messenger RNA of Notothenia coriiceps (black rockcod), 1454 nucleotides long. RefSeq names its product axin-2-like. Gene Ontology annotation, molecular function: I-SMAD binding; molecular adaptor activity; beta-catenin binding. Gene Ontology annotation, biological process: cell development; regulation of centromeric sister chromatid cohesion; positive regulation of protein kinase activity. The transcript has 3 exons. NCBI's taxonomy places the organism in Eukaryota, Metazoa, Chordata, Actinopteri, Perciformes, Nototheniidae. The record is from RefSeq and is a predicted model, not a curated record. Bases 519 to 1454 code for a protein of 311 amino acids. Gene Ontology annotation, cellular component: beta-catenin destruction complex; nucleus; plasma membrane.